AGUCAGGUUCGCAAUCUCUGACGAGUGAGCUAAAAAAGGCGCCUUUUUUUUUUUUUGAGUGUUCUCCUUUUUCAAUGAUCUCAAAACCAAACCCAUCUCUCAGAUCUUUUCUUAAAUAAUGCCUGAAUCGAUUCCGCUCAACAAACCCAUUCAUCAAAUCAAAGCUCUCUCCUUUUUUAUUUUUCUCAUUCUGGGUUCAGGGUUGGUGAGGUCGUACGAGUGUUGUUGUUUCAAAUUUUGAGGUCUAGGUACGUAUCUUGAGCUUUUAAUCUCAAAUGAGGAAUCUAGGGUUAGUCCAAAUUACUCUGCUUUGUUGUCUCUUUGUCUACUUCCGUACGGAUUCUUUUGUCUCCUGUUUAAACUCUGAGGGUUUGGCUUUACUCUCGCUUCUCGAGCAUUUUGAUAAAGUCCCACUUAAAGUAGCUUCUACGUGGAAGAAGAACACAUCUGAAACCACCCCAUGUGGUAACUGGUUUGGUGUCAGUUGUGGUAGUUCUGGUAAUGUCGAGAUGCUUGAUUUGCCUUCUUCUGGGGUUUCAGGCCAAUUAGGUUCUGAGAUUGGGGAGCUUAAGAGCUUGGUGAUUCUGGAUCUAAGUAACAACAGUCUCUCUGGUGUAUUGCCUUCUAGUUUAAGGAACUGUACUUCACUUGAGUUUUUGGAUUUGUCUAACAAUGGCUUUUCCGGAGAAGUUCCUGAUAUCUUUGGUAGCUUGAAGAACUUGAAGAAUCUCUAUCUUGAUCGUAAUACUCUUAGUGGCUUGAUUCCUCCAAGUGUUGGUCAAUUGGUAAAGCUCGUAGCUCUGAGUCUGACUCGUAAUGACUUGUCUGGUGCCAUUCCUGAGUCGAUAGGGAACUGCAGUAAGCUGAAGUAUCUGGCUUUGAAUGGGAACAAGUUAAACGGUUCUUUGCCUGUGAGUCUCAAUCUACUCGAGAAUCUUGGUGACUUGUUUGUCAAUAACAACAGUCUUGGAGGGAGGCUUCACUUCGGUUCUAGCAAUUGCAAGAAGUUGGUGAAUUUAGAUCUGUCUUACAACGGUUUCCAAGGUGGUGUUCCACCUGAAAUUGGCAAUUGUAGUAGCCUUCACUCUCUAUCCAUUAUCAACUGCAACUUAACAGGUACAAUACCAUCAUCCUUGGGUAUGUUGAACAAGGUUUUAUCUAUUGACCUUUCUGAUAACCGUCUCUCGGGUAGUAUCCCUCAAGAGCUUGGGAACUGCAGCAGCUUAGAAACCUUGAAGCUGAACAACAACCAGCUUCAAGGUGAGAUACCUCCUGCAUUGGGAAAGCUAAAGAAGCUACAAAACCUGGAGCUUUUUGUGAAUAAGCUGUCCGGUGAGGUUCCUAUUAGCAUAUGGAAGAUUCAGAGUCUGAAACAGGUGCUCGUUUAUAACAACACUCUCACCGGGGAAUUACCAGUUGAAGUAACUCAGCUGAAGCACCUUAAGAAUCUUACGCUGUUUCACAACAGCUUUUAUGGAGAGAUACCAAUGACGUUAGGAAUGAAUCAAAGCUUAGAGGAGGUGGACCUUCUUGGUAACCGUUUUACAGGGGAGAUACCACCCUAUCUCUGCCACGGACAGAAGUUGAGAAUUUUCGUCUUGGGUUCUAAUCAACUUCAUGGUACGAUACCAGCUUCUAUUCUUCAGUGUAAGACCCUCGAGAGAGUCAGACUUGAAGAAAACAAGCUUACAGGUCUUCUUCCGGAUUUUCCUGAGUGUCAUAGUCUUUCCUAUGUGAACCUCAAAAGCAACAACUUCAAAAGAUCCAUCCCGCGCAGCUUAGGAAGCUGUAAGAAUCUCAUUACCAUUGACCUUUCUCGAAACAAACUCACGGGUCUGAUACCUCCAGAACUGGGAAAUCUGCAAAGACUCGGAGAGUUGAAUCUUUCACAUAAUCAUCUGGAAGGUCCUCUGCCAUCCCAGCUAUCAGGUUGUGCGAGAAUGCUGUACUUUGAUGUAGGGUCAAACUCAUUGAACGGUUCUGUUCCAUCGAGCUUCAGAAGCUGGAAAAGCUUGUCCACUUUAGUUCUCAGUGAAAACAAAUUUUUAGGAGCUAUUCCACUGUUCUUGGCUGAGCUUGACCGCCUCUCAGAUCUGCGGAUAGCUCGAAAUGCUUUUGGAGGUGAGAUUCCUUCAUCGGUUGGCUUGUUAAAGAGUUUACGCUAUGGCUUAGACCUUAGUGGCAACGGCUUUACAGGUGAGAUUCCAACCGCAUUGGGGGAUCUUGUCAAUCUUGAACGACUCAACAUAUCAAACAACAAGUUGACGGGGUCUUUAUCUGUUCUUCAAAGGCUUACGUUUUUGAGUCAAGUUGACGUCUCGUAUAAUCAGUUCAAGGGUCCAAUACCGGCAAAUCUGAUAUCAAACUCUUCAAUGCUUUCUGGAAAUCCAGACCUAUGCAUUCAACCUCCUUACUCAGCAAGUGCCAUAACCCGCAACGAGUUUAAAUCUUGCAAAGGUCAAGCCAAACUUAGCACCUGGAAGAUCGCCCUUAUAGCAGCUGGGUCCUUUCUAUCUGUAUUGGUUUUGCUUUUUGCGCUGGUUUUGGUUUUCUACUGCUGCAAAAGAGGAGCCAAGAAAGAAGAUGCUAAUAAUAUACUCGCCGAGGAAGAAGGUCUCUCCUUGUUGCUGAACAAAGUUCUUGCAGUCACUGACAAUCUAGAUGACAAGUACAUUAUUGGAAGAGGAGCCCAUGGAGUUGUUUACAGAGCCUCUUUAGGGUCAGGCGAAGAAUACGCUGUGAAGAAACUCAACUUUGCGGAACACGUACGCGCAAACCAAAAUAUGAAGAGGGAGAUUGAAACAAUCGGGCUAGUCAGGCACAGAAAUCUCAUUCGGUUAGAAAGAUUUUGGAUGAGGAAAGAAGAUGGCUUAAUGCUGUAUCAGUACAUGCCAAAUGGAAACCUGUAUGACGUUUUGCACAGGCGUAAUCAAGGAGAAGCCGUUCUUGACUGGUCUGCACGGUUCAACAUAGCCCUUGGGAUUGCACACGGACUGGCUUAUCUACACCAUGAUUGUCAUCCACCAAUCAUUCACCGCGACAUCAAACCAGAGAACAUACUGAUGGACUUGGAUAUGGAGCCUCAUAUUGGAGAUUUUGGAUUGUCUCGGAUUCUAGAUGACUCAACGGUUUCAACUGCCACCGUUACAGGCACAACUGGGUACAUUGCACCAGAAAACGCUUACAAGACAGUGAGGAGCAAGGAAUCAGAUGUUUACAGUUAUGGAGUUGUUUUGCUCGAGCUGGUCACAGGAAAGAGAGCAGUGGAUAGAUCUUUCCCGGAGGGUACCAAUAUCGUGAGCUGGGUCAGAUCUGUAUUAAGUAGCUAUGAAGAUGACGAUGAUACUGCUGGUCCAAUAGUUGAUCCAACACUUGUGGAUGAGCUUUUGGAUACCAAGCUUAGGGAACAAGCAAUCCAAGUUACAGACUUGGCUCUAAGGUGCACAGACAAGAGGCCGGAGAACAGACCAUCCAUGAGAGAUGUGGUGAAACUUUUGACUGAUUUAAAAGAUUUUGUAAGAAGCACUUCAGGUUCAGAUCAGUAGUAUUGGAUUUUGCAUGUUCAUAGUUUAUUAGUUCUUUGAGAAUCAUUGCUGAAACAGAAGGGACAUAUGUAUGAAGGUUUAGAAACAAGCUGCCAG
This is a messenger RNA of Camelina sativa (false flax), 3641 nucleotides long. Its product is annotated as leucine-rich repeat receptor-like protein kinase PEPR2. Gene Ontology annotation, biological process: protein phosphorylation. Gene Ontology annotation, molecular function: protein kinase activity; ATP binding; protein binding. NCBI's taxonomy places the organism in Eukaryota, Viridiplantae, Streptophyta, Magnoliopsida, Brassicales, Brassicaceae. The record is from RefSeq and is a predicted model, not a curated record.